Molecule: messenger RNA, 546 nt
Organism: Olea europaea var. sylvestris
Lineage: Eukaryota; Viridiplantae; Streptophyta; Magnoliopsida; Lamiales; Oleaceae
Exons: 1
Coding region: 1-546 (181 amino acids)
Molecular function (GO): calcium ion binding
Source: RefSeq, a predicted model, not a curated record
AUGGAAGAAUUGCGUGAAAUUGCAAGAGCACACUACAGAGCUGGCUCUCCAGAAGUUCAAGCCCUGGCAUAUGAAUUCUUCAAAUCACUUGACAUGAAUGGAGAUGGACGUGUCCAGCUGCACGAGUUCUUGGCAUUCAUGAGACAGGAAGGCCACUCGCGUAUGUACAAUACUUACUUUUUUCACGAGCUAGAUCGUGACCACAAUGGCACGUUAGAUUUCGGGGAGGUGAUGACACUUUACUACAUAAUUAAAAGUGGAAGGCCUUUUUGUGACUGGUGUGGACAAUUUAUACCCGGAAUAUUUUUCUCUUGUGUCGAAUGCUUUGAAAAUCCUCUAGGCUCUUUUACACUGUGUCGGGAGUGUUACAAGUCCAAAAAUUGUGAUCACAAUCACCGUGGUCGUGUCCAGUUCUUGGACAACUAUACGUUGCUGGAAUCCAAGAAAAAUUCAGCUAUGGCAAAAGCAGCAGGAAUAAAAAAGAAUCGGGUAAUGAACUUAUUUAUUACUGAUAUGUCUGAGAAACUUUUAUCAUCCGUCCAUUGA